Messenger RNA from Hibiscus syriacus, 447 nucleotides. Its product is annotated as ubiquitin-like protein 5. Gene Ontology annotation, biological process: mRNA splicing, via spliceosome; protein modification process. Gene Ontology annotation, molecular function: protein tag activity; protein binding. Gene Ontology annotation, cellular component: cytoplasm; nucleus. NCBI's taxonomy places the organism in Eukaryota, Viridiplantae, Streptophyta, Magnoliopsida, Malvales, Malvaceae. The coding region runs from base 37 to 258 and encodes 73 amino acids. The record is from RefSeq and is a predicted model, not a curated record. The transcript is spliced from 2 exons.
AACAACGGUAUUUGGGUUGGGUUCGCAGGAAAGAAGAUGAUAGAAGUGGUGUUGAACGACAGGCUAGGGAAGAAGGUGCGUGUGAAGUGCAACGAGGACGACACCAUUGGCGAUCUCAAGAAGCUCGUUGCCUCUCAGACCGGAACCCGACCCGACAAGAUCCGAAUCCAAAAGUGGUACAUCAUCAACAAGGAUCACAUCACCCUCAAAGACUACGAGAUUCAUGAUGGGAUGGGCCUCGAGCUCUACUACAACUAAUCCCUCAUUUUGUUUCUGGUAUGAUGUUCAUAUAAGCCGAAGAAGAUGCAGUAGAGAUUAAAGAUAUCUUUCAACUAUAAGGUGAUGAUUGGCAUGCCCUUCAGGAAAGUGUUGAUAAUUUGUUCAUUAACUUGAUUUACCUAUCAAGAUUCUUGUUAAUUUGGUUAAUACCAAAAAAAUUGUGUUGAA